Pedinophyceae sp. YPF-701 is the source of this 633-nucleotide messenger RNA. Lineage: Eukaryota; Viridiplantae; Chlorophyta; Pedinophyceae. The record is from the annotation of a GenBank genome assembly.
AUGGACCCUACGCUGUGGAAGAAGCCCGAGAUGGUCAACAGGUUGUACGCGCACGUGGAGUUCCUGAAGCGUCAACUCACAAUUGCGCAGGCCGACGCAGCCGCCGCGCAGCCUGCCGGCCCCGCGCCGGGCAGCCUGCCGCCGGGGGUGGUCACGAAGAAGCUCUCUGAGUUCGAGGCGAUGCGGCGCGCCGCGGCCGCGUCCUCCGAGCCAGCGACGCCCGCGGCGGUGCUGGGCGUCGCGGAGAAGCACCUGUGCGACAUGCGGUGCCGCGACGUGUGCGUGAUCGACCUGACGCGGCGCGAGGGGUUCGCGCCGGCGGACGCGGUGGUCCUCGCGACCGUGGACUCCCCCGAGCAGGUGUGGGCGUCGGCGGGGGGACUGAUGUACCAGCUCAGGGUGACGUUCCCGGGGGAGUCCUGGGCGCACACGCACAUGUACGGGAGCGAGGGGAGCGACUGGGUGUGCAUCGACCUCGGGCGCACCAUGGUCAACGUCCUGACGCAGGAGGGGAGGGAGUAUUACGACAUUGAGGGGCAGUGGGCCGACGCGGACGGCGGCAACGUGCGGCGCGUCGCGGGCGCACCGCCGCCCAGCGCGCCGCAGCAGAGCAUCGCGGACCUCGCGGACUGA